GAAGAACCGCCCAGCCAGCGCUCGAAGACGAUCGUCUCCACCGAUGCGCGAUGGAUGUUUCACCACGUGAAACGGCCAGCGAUUGCCAUGACAGUGCUGAAGGAUCCCCCCUGCCCUUGCCCGUGUCUGUCCGGAGCAAGCUUAGCUUCAGGGACACCGCGCCCAGCUUCUCGUGUAGCUACUGUGGGACCGAGUCUGGACUGAUGCCAAUGGAGCCCAGCAUCCUGAAGCCACAGGAGCAGACCCUUGAGGGCCGAGAAUCCUAUCAUGUGCUCACCGCCCUGACGGAGACUGUGAGGCACUCGCAGAAGGCACUGAACUUUCACUGCAAUCGCCUGGUCCUUCUGACAGGUGAUGACGACUUGGCGGGCCACGUCUUUCGCACCUCCCAAGGAGAAGAUGUGGUGUCCGAACUUUGUAAUGGCAUUGAGGAAGCCUUGCUGGACGUCGAGGUCUACAAGAGACAGCUCGAGUCGAUGUCCGAUGAGAUUGUCCAGGGCCGAAGGAGAUGGACCAUCUCGCGACAGGAGGUGAUUGAGUCAGGUGUGGAUUUUAUCGGCAGCGAGGGGACCUUGAGCAACCCAAAGGGAGCUCAAGCAGCCGUUGCCAAUGGCUUUGAGAUCGAUCCAGAUGCACCGCAUGAGUUUGAGGUGAAAGUGGAAGACCCUCCUGAUGCAAGAAAGACUGACAGCGCAGACGCGGCGCAGGUCCAGCCAAGCAUCAGCGAUACCAGAAGAGGCUACUCACGUAUCCGCAGCCUGCUCCGUGCUGGCUCCCACGUGUCCAACCUGGGGCGCGAGGUCAACCCAGGGCCCUUCUCCUGGUGGGUGUUCUUUCGAGAGUUGGUGAAGUCGCCCAAGUUCGAUCUCACCUUUGCGGUGCUGAUUUUCCUCAGUAGCCUGGUCAUGGCGCUGCAAGUGCAAUACCAUGGCUUCGAUGUAGGCUAUGAGUUGGGUUACUUCGGGAUGUUCUACCCAGCCGAAGAGGUUUGGCCCAACGCAGCUCCUGUCUUCAACGGCUUGGAGCUGACCAUUGGUGUUGUUUUCCUUUUCGAGAUCUUGGUGCGCAUCCUUGCGGCUCGAUGUCGCUUUUGGUGUGAUCCUUGGAACGUCUUGGAUCUCUUCGUGGUGGUGGCCUGGGCCGUAGACACCGUGACCGUGGCCUCCUUGCCGGUGGACCCGAUGCUCCUGCGCCUGCUGCGGUUGAUCAAGCUCUUCCGCCUCCUGCGGCUCAUCAGGAAGGUCAAGGGCUUCGACUCCCUGUACAUCAUGGUGACCUCCAUCAAAGCCAGCUUUUCUGCCUUGCUUUGGUCCACGGUGCUGCUCUUCGCGGUGCUCACGACCAUUGCAUUGAUUCUCACCACGUUGGUGGAUGUCUACUUGAACAGCGACAGCAACCCCUUGGAAAGACGACUACGAGUCUUCGAGUACUAUGGGACCUUUACGCGCUGCGCUUUGACUCUUUUGGAGUUGACCCUGGCGAAUUGGGUCCCGGCCUCCCGAGUGCUGACAGAAGACGUCAGCGAGUUCUAUACCAUCUUCGUGCUGAUGUUUCAAGCGUCUAUGGGAUUCUCAGUGGUGAAAGUCAUCAUGGGUGUGUUCCUGCAAAACACAUUCAGCGUUGCCGCCAAUGAUGAUGUGAUCAUGAUGAAUUCGAAAGACCGAGCGCUCCAAACGCACAAGAUGAAGAUGUCGAUCUUGUUCGAAGCGGCGGACACCAACGGGGACGGGCGCUUGGACCGGGAGGAGUUCGCAGAGAUCUUGGCAGAUCCCUUGGUCUCCCGUUGGCUGAGCGCCAUGGGCUUCGACAUUGUCACAAGCUCCAACGAGAUCUUCGACCUCCUCCGAGAGACCGAGGACCUCAGUGCCGAGGAGAUGAUCGCCGGCGUGGCCAGGCUCUCGGGCCCCGCCUCGAGUUUGAACAUGGCACAGUUGCUCUACGAAGGAGAUGUCCUCCGGAAAGAGGUGGAAGGCAUCUCGAUGGCGGUGCAUCAAGAACUCACAGAGAUCGGCAUGGAGGUGCCUCCUCCGCCGCUCCGCUCCGAGUCCACGUCACUGCCCAAGCUUCGCUCACUCACCACCAUCAACACCAGCCGAACGCGCAGGACGAGCAUGUCUCAGAAGAUCUUUUCACAAAAGAGAUUGGAAUCCUUCCACGAAGCGAAAAGAUUUUGGACACGGAUCUCCCAGCAAGCCCUCGUGCUCACAGAAAGCUUUCACUUUCAGCUUUGUUUCGCGAUGCUGAUCUGCUCCUUGUGCGCCGUCAUGGGCUUUGAGGUUCAGUACCGUGGUUAUGAGACCGGCUACAAGCUUGGCUACACAGGCUACACCAAGCCAGCCCAUGAAGUGUGGCCCGCAGCUGACACGGCGUUCGAGGUGGUGGACAUCUUCUUCGGCGUGGUGUUUACCUUGGAGUUGAUCCUCAAGUUCAUCGCUGGUAGCCUCAGCUUCUUCAAGGACAUGUGGAAUUGGCUUGACGGCCUCGUCCUGAUUGUGUGGUACCUCGAGCGGAUCACAUCGACCGCCUUCCCUUUGGACCCCAUGAUGCUACGCUUGUUCCGCCUCAGUCGGUUGAUGCGAAUGGUCAGGUUGGUGAAGAUCUUUGAACAAUGCGAUGCCUUGUAUUUGAUGCUGACCUCGAUUCGCGCCUCCUUCGCAGCGCUCGCGUGGUCCAGUGCCUUGCUCCUUCUGAUUCAGAUGAUGCUGGCCCUCGCCAUUGUCACCCUGGUGGAGCCCUAUUUUUCGGAUCCCAAUGCCACAGGUGACAAGUACGCGGUCUACUCCUACUAUGGCACCUUUACCCGUGCCAUGCUCACCUUGUUUGAGAUUACCCUGGGGAACUUUGUGCCCGUCACGCGGCUGAUGAUGCAAGACGUCUCCGAGCUGUACGUGAUGUUCGCCUUGGUUCACAAGUUGGUCAUCGGAUUUGCCGUUGUGAUGGUGAUCACGGGCGUUUUUGUCCAAGAAACCUUUUCUGUGGCGCAGACAGACAACACUAUCAUGAUCAACCAGAAAGAGAGAGCACUCGAGCUGCACAUCGCCAAGAUGACCGCCCUCUUCAAAGCGGCUGACUAUGACUCCAGCGGCCGUUUGGACCGAGGAGAGUGGUUGCAGGUGUGCGACGAUUACUCAGUGCAGCUGUGGUUGGCAGCCAUGGGCUUGGACGUGAGCAAUGCUGCAUUGGUUCACGAGCUGAUUUGCGCAGCAAGCAACCAGCAGGACCUCAAUGCCAAGGACUUGGUCUCGGGCAUCGCCAGGCUCAAAGGCUCCGCGCGGAACAUCGACAUGGCGCUCUUCCGCAAGGAAUUCCUUCACACCACGAAGGUGGUGCAAGACAUGCAGGAGAAGGUGCAAAUGUUGAGCUCAGAAUUGCAGCGUGACAGGCGCACGCCGAAAAAGGCGUCUGUUCGCUUGGUGGCAGCGAAGUCGUUCACCUCGCUGGGCAGAACUGUUUUUCCGAUGGUUUUUGCAAGUGGUGGGGCGUCUUCUUGACAGGUCGGUACUGUUUAAGUGGAUCUCAUGAGAAUUUGACUUCGAAGGUUCAGAUAUUACUCUUGCUGGAUUUGUGUACAUCACCCAGUUUGAUGCUUCAAGCAAGGUGAUAUGUCGAUGUUUUUGGUUGCACAAGUGCUUCUCAGGUUAGCUCACAAAGUGUUGCAUUCUAAGUCUGAGGUGUUUCAGGCCGGGAGUUUUGAUCGACGGCCUUUAUGGUCCAAAGAAAA
Messenger RNA from Durusdinium trenchii, 3721 nucleotides. The record is from the annotation of a GenBank genome assembly. NCBI's taxonomy places the organism in Eukaryota, Dinophyceae, Suessiales, Symbiodiniaceae.